GCUUCCCUCCCGCUCCUCCUCCAGCUGCCCCCAGGCGGCAUGCUCGGGUCUAUGAGACGGAGGUGUAUGGGCCCGAGCCAAGGACGUACAGCCUCUCGCCCUCGGCUGGCAACUUGCACUACCUGGAAGCCCUGGAGGACUGCUGCUUCUUUGACGUGGUCACGCCACCCUACGAUGCUUCACAGGGCCGCGACUGCACGUACUACUUCGCACACAUUGACUUGAAGCUCGCUUCCAAGGGAGAGUUCUGCCCUGUUGAGGUCUACCAGCCUCGAGGAUUUUAUACGCAUCCGCUGCCCUACAAAGGUCCACGGCCAGACUGGCUGCAGGCACCGCGGGCGCCAAGCGACUGGGUGUAG
This is a messenger RNA of Symbiodinium sp. CCMP2456, 359 nucleotides long. The record is from the annotation of a GenBank genome assembly. Lineage: Eukaryota; Dinophyceae; Suessiales; Symbiodiniaceae.